Molecule: messenger RNA, 1560 nt
Organism: Symbiodinium sp. CCMP2592
Lineage: Eukaryota; Dinophyceae; Suessiales; Symbiodiniaceae
Source: the annotation of a GenBank genome assembly
AUGCUUCAAACAGAGCUCGACGACGAGCUUGAGACGGAGCCCAAGAGGCGUCGUCUCUCGCUGGACGAUAGACUGGCAUGGCCGGCAGGGCCGAGCACAGCGGCCGAGGCCGUGAACUGGGCGCCGAAAGUGCUCGAGGAGCUCCGUGACAAGGGCUUGCAGUACUUUGAUACGGACUUCGCCGAGAGAUUGUGCAAUGUGUUUUGCCGCAAAGGUUUCUGUCUGCGCACGGAUUACAGCGGCAUGGGCGGUGCAGAAGAAGCUGUGGUGCAGUUGUUGGGUGCAUUUCCGGUGUCAGACGGAUUGGUGCCCAACGUCAUAUGUCAACGAGCCGGCGACAUUUUGUCCUAUGCUCGCUGCACCCUCCAGGCGCAUCGUGCUCACGGAGCUUGCGGACCUCAGUGUAUCCAUGUGAACUUACUGGAGAAAGACCGGUUCCCACCAAAGCUUUUGGAACAACUGCAAACAUUGAGAGCUGCUUUUUUGGAAAAGGCUGAGCUGCAACAGCGUGUCAAAAAAACGGAGAAAUACAAGUCCCUUGGAAUCAAGUUUGUGGAAGAGGCGUUGGAGAUGAUAACCCGCUUCAUGGGCGAGCAUUCUGUGCCGUACCGAGCCUGGUGCGACGUCCACGGCAAGCGCUGUGCAAUUUACCCUGCACCACCUGCUGAGCUUGUUGCACCGGUGCUGUGCAAUGUAUCCGGCAUCAGUUGUAUUGAUUGGUCCAAGAUGGGCUCGAUGCAGAGGUGGCUUGGGCCAACGGUUGAGCCAUUUCUUGUAUGGCUGUGGGAACGGCUCAAUGGAAACGAAGAUAUGGUUGUUGUGGAGAAUGUCGUGCUUUUCGACGACUUCACUUUGGCUAGGCUGAUGUCAUCAAAGUUCCACAUGGUGAGCCUCAAGGUAUGCCCCACGUUGCUGGGUCUGCCGAUACAGCGGGAGAGGAAGUACAUGGUCUUCCUCUCAAAGAGAUUGAAGUGGCUGCCAUGUGUGACAGCCAUGGGCCACCAGCAAGCUUUUGAGAAGCUGUUCGCCUGCAGCACUCGCAUGCGUGGAGAUCAGAUGAUGCGUGCCCCGGAUGCAGAGGUCCGGGAUGCCAUACGGGAAAUGGCCAAGGCUCACGGCCUGCCUUUGUGCCGGCGAAGUGGAAAGGAGUGGAGCUUCUUUUUGGCCAUGACGGGUGCAGGUCAGGCCGCUGUCAAGAAGCACGAGGAUGCCGUCGUGGAGGCCGGCCAUGCCCGCAAAGCAUCCCUCAUCGUGAAUUUGGCCAACAGUCCCCAGUAUAUUGGUGCCCGGCCGACUGGAUAUGUCCCGGCUUUGCUGCGUAGCUCGAAGCUUUGGUCCUUUGCCAAAGAACGGUGUGUGCUGCCGUCUGAGUUGCUCGAGAUGCAAGGCUACAACAUCCAUGGCGACAGGCCGUCUGCAAUAUCCAAUGUGCUGAAAGAGGGAUCGUUGACAGAUUCGCAGCUUCGUGAGCUCACCGGGAACGGCAUGCAUGUGCAGUGCGUGGGCUGUGUGCUCGCGUUUGCAGUUGCCUUGACGACUCGGGAGUCCGAGAAUGCCUAA